Molecule: messenger RNA, 318 nt
Organism: Ambispora gerdemannii
Lineage: Eukaryota; Fungi; Glomeromycota; Glomeromycetes; Archaeosporales; Ambisporaceae
Source: the annotation of a GenBank genome assembly
AUGAAAAAACAAUCAACAACUGAUGACAAUCAGCCUGAAAGAGAGGAGGAAAUAGUCUAUGAGAAAGUUGCUUUUGCUAAAAUUGUCAAUUAUAUUACUAGUAAAACUGCUAACCUUAAAAAGAAUGAUGUAUUAUCCUUUAAUCUUUAUGUCAGACUUGAUACUGUACAAUAUGAUGCAAAGAAUAUGAUAAAGCUAAUAGUGAACAAGAUCGAGAAGUUUGACAUAUAUGAUUGGAUGUUUACGACUGAUCCUGAAAUGUUAUUAUAUUAUCAUGAUGUCAGCUUGUUUUUACCUGGCAUGUUUGCAGUACCGUGA